AUGCUUGCUAUCCUUGCUUUGCUACUGUACAUUGCGAGUGCAACCACAUACCAAAUGGUCGCAACAGUCGGAUCUUUUACUCUGGGGACUAACUGGAAUCCCGAAAGAAUAACACCAUUUACUAAAGAAGACACAAUCAUAGUACCUUUCUCUGGAUCAUUUACUUCAGAUGAUUUGAGUGUGGGAACUAUCCAAAUAAAAAGCACUGUCACUCUUAAAAUGGGAAAAAUGGAUGUAGACAACAUCCAAGUUGAUAACGGAGUGGAAUUGAUUGUGCUCGGAACUGUUAAUGCUAAGAUCAUCAAUGGAAACUGUAAGAUCAGAUUACUCAAUGGAGCAACUAAGAACAUGGGAACGUUGUAUGUGCAAUCAGCAGAUACAUUGGUGGUCAAUAACUCUGGGGAAAUAUACUUUGAUCGAAUAGAAGAUGCCUCAAGCAACUUAAAGACUGUGGAUAUCGAUAAUUAUGGAGAUGUACACAUAGUGCAGAGAAUUAUGAGGUCCAAUAAUUUUGUAAGUCAUGGAGGAAAUGUGUACUUCUAUGCAAAUAGUGUGAACUACAAUGUGGAACUGUUUGACACCAAUAUCGAUGAUGCAAGUUUCUUUGGUUAUGUCACUCUCGAAAAUUGUAUAUGUCAUGAUAUCUCAAUGGACACGAGUCUGCCUGUUAUCAAGAAUACUUAUUUCAAUAAAUUUGAAACGUACAACCCAAUUAUAAGUGACUGGUUCGUGAGAGGCAAGGAAAUUAUUAUUCACAAUACAAACAACUAUGCUAUUAAAAUGACAAAUUCGUUGAUUGAUGGAGAAUUGGUGACCAUUGACGGAAUAUGGGAAAUACAAAAUUGCGAAAUUGGGAAUAACGUCAAAUUGAAGUCUGCUAUGAUCACAGUCAAAGACGACACAAUGUUCUUUGGAAUUCUUUCUGUGUCUUCUUCGAAAAUGAAUUAUUUAAAAUACAACGGAACUGAUGUAACAGUGGACACAAGUUCAAUUGAUAAUUAUGACUGUCACUUUCCAACUUCAUUCACAUCAACAACUUUUGGAACACUCAAUUGUUUUGAUAAUUGUUUAAUCGAUGAUCUUGAAACCACAACAUUUAAUGUUAAAGAAAGUGGUUGUAGAGUAAUUUCAGUAGUUGCUACGAACAUGAAUGUCCAACCAGAGAAGUGGUAUUUACCAAGAAGAUUAACAAUAAACACGCUUUUAAAAACACCAAAUAUUGUUUUAUGUGAAUCCAUAUGUUCUUUGACUUUAAUGGUAAACGAGAUAGCAGGAUUGAAUGUGUUUGGCGGGAGUGUUGAUUUAACUAUUGGUGGAGGCAAAUGUACAAUUUUUUCAAACUCGACUUUAUCAAUAACUGUUGCAUCUAAACAACCUGAAAUGGAUAUUUCAAUCGAAAAUAACACUCUCAAAUACUCCGGUCUUUUAACAAAAUUGACAACAAUUAAUUCAACCGUCUCUUCAUUACCAAGUGUUAAAACGCUACGGUGCAAAGACAGUCAAUUGUCAAUUGGAGGAGGACUUGAGGUGAACUCUAAAACUGGUUAUAUUGAAUUUGAAACCAUUGAUAAUUGUUCGUUUUCGGAAAAAGCUAUGGUCUAUGGAGGAACACCAACAAUAACUUUAUCCACAUUCGAGAGUCUUUUUAUAGAAAGUUCCAUUGUAUCUUUUACUGAUGUUGAAAUAGCGGGUACUUUUGAUGUGUUUAAUUCCACUCUCUCUGGAACUCUAACAAGCAAAUCAAUUACUUUCUCGAACACAUUGCUUGAUCAUUACACACACCAAUUUGUUGGGUGUAUUUCUAAAUUUUCAUUUGAAAGUGUAACUUCAACUGAAUCCACUUUGGUUAUUCCUUGUGUUUCAAGAUUUUCUAACGUCAACAACAUUAUUCCAAUGGAUGUUAUAAUUCGGGGUGAUAUGUACAUCGGAUAUGGAACAUCACUUAAUGUGCAGACAAUGACUAACAAUGGAAGAAUUCGGAACUAUGGUGUCAUUACAUUAACAACACUUGUUUCAACUUCAGAAACAUCCACAAUAGAUGGUGAUGGUUCGAUAUUUGCGAGAUCGGCAUUUAUCAAGACUGUUGACAAGAAUGUUUUGGAAGUUCGUGAACUUACUCUUUUCAAGAUAGCAACCAUCAAGAAGUUGACAUUUCUUGAAAAUGCCAAACUUGACAUGAACAAUUAUGAACUAACUGCAACAACACUGACUAUCUCCAAUAGAAUAACCGUUUCUAACCCAGCACAAAGACUUAUUACCGACUCUUUGAUUCUCAAUGGUAAUUUGAAUUUGGAAACAAGAGAAUUGAGUGUUCAAAGUGGAAAGGCAGUAAUCACAAAUUGUGUUACAAAGAGUACAUUUUAUACAACAGAUGAGACAACAAUAACAAACUCCCAAUUGAAAAGUGUGUAUGGGUCUAACUCAAAGUUGACAUUAACAGAAACUACAUUGGAAUCACUUAAUUUGACUGAAAGUCAUUUAUAUAUAACAAACAAUUUGAACGUCAGCAACUUGAAUGUUGAUAAGACAGUAAUUUAUGCUAAUGGAGACAACUCGAUGCUAUCGUGUAAUGGUCUAUGCUCAUUCAAUCAGAACACCCAAGUACAGGUUAAGUCAACAAUCAAUUAUAUUUUGAAAGGAAAUGUACUCUUCACCAAUGAUGUUGUUUUAUCUAACCUGAAGACAGAUUCCGACUUCCAGUUGACUUCGUCAAAGUACCUUACUUGUGAAGGUGAUAUUAACACACAUUUCCAGACUAUUUUUAACAAAGGUAACAUGCAUGUUGGUCCAGAAUGUACAUUGAGAUGUAAGUUGUUUAAUUAUAACACACUUUUGUUGACUGAUACAAACAUCAUCGACUCAACCAUUGAGAACAAUGGAACAAUGGCAGUUUCUAAUAUCGUGGGUACUAAUUCUAUUAUUAAAACAACAUCUUCUGCUGUAAUAGGUGAUGUUCAAAACUUGGACCAACUUGUAGUGGGUUUAAGCACUGUUGUCACAUUAAGUGGAAAUGUACAAAGUGCAUAUAUGACAUGUGACGGUGCUUUGGUAAUCUCAAAAGCACUUGUAAUGGAUAUUGGCUCUUCAACACUAACAAACUGCCAAUUGAGAUUCCCCAAUCCUGUUAACAUUUUGACUUACAAACAACCAUCGACAACAACCCCCAAAUUGAUAUCUGUAUAUCCAGAAUUGUUGCCCGUUGUUGGAGAUGUCAUUCAACUUAUUAGAAGUGAGGGAACUGUAUUCCCAACACUUCCAACAUCGGAGGUGAGUGGUGUCGAUUCUUUGGCUUUAAGUAGAGAUAUGGACAAUAAGAGUUACAACAUUACAAUCACACCCUGUCCUUCGGGUUCGAUAUUUAUUCAAGAGUGUAUUCAAUGCGACAACGGAAAGUACCAAGUCGGGACUUCCUGUUUCGACUGUGCACCGGGUACUCAUUCUGAUGGGUUUACAUGUUCCCCAUGUGCGAGUGGCUUCUUCAAUAGUAUUUCAGGUAAAAUAUGUGAAUCGUGUCCACUGGGGUAUUGGUCAAACACCAGUUCUGCGUCUUGUUAUAUAUGCCCGGCUGGAUAUUACCGAGGUGCAACUGAUGAGGGUUGCAAAUCGUGUCUCAAUGGAUACGUCAGCAAUUUUGGAUCAAGUGAAUGUUCUGCUUGUCCAAAUGGGACGGUAACAGAAGACUCAAUUACAUGUAAAAUAGAUGAACUUGCAAGUGAAGACAGUUGUGAACUGGAUGGUAUCUGGAACAUCGACCAUUGCUUGAAAUGUGACAAUGGCUUUCCUGAUAAUGGCACUUGUGUUAUAUGUCCAAAGCAUUAUAAACCCAACGAAGAGUACAAUGGGUGUGUUCUUGCUGCUCCAAAUCAGUGGAAAGUGCAACUCUUCUUUGUUAUUUUCUUCUUCAUGUUAUUUGCGAUCUUCAUUCCAUGUUUGGUCAUACACAUUAUCAAGUUUUAUAGAGACGAACAACGUUCAUUAGCUACAGACAGACGACUGAAGAGUGCCGCUGACAAAAUGAAAGAGGAAUGCGUUCAUAUUAUCGAAGGUGUUGAAAUAAUACCAGAAGAGGAACCUAAUAUAUUCUGUCCAGACAAUGUGGACGAUAUAGAAGAGAUUGAAGACAAGACGGUAUACACCAUGGAGACUGAGGACAUCCCACAAUUCACACUUCCAGAGAAUCCAAAGACAUUGAACCGCAUUGCAACAUUGAGCCAAGACAAUGCGACAAAAGAGGAUAUCAAAAAGAGUUACGAACAUUUGAGUCGACGAUUAUCACAUGUUGAGGAGUUCUUAGAGGAAGAGAAGAAGAAGAUAUCGGCGCAGUUCUUCUUGAGUGAGUUGAAGACGAAGAAAGACGACAACACAUUGAACCGAGAGAAGACGUUCAACAAUUCAAGUUCACUUGAUCUUAAAGGGGAGCACAGUGACCAUUCAAAAGGUGUUGCAACUGAUGUGGAGGCGUCCGAGAAGUCCUCUGUAUUUGAAGACAAUAUCGCUGUUGGUGAACACGUCGAACAGUUAGAGACCAUUUCGACGCUUGAAAAGGGGGAGAACGAAGUUUCAGAGAGUGAAGUGAAUGUGGAACACUUGGACAGCACAGCACAAGAAGAAUUAGAAGACACCGAACCGCUUGAAACAAGUGAAACGCCAAGAGAAGGGUUACACAAGAAAAUGAAUGUGUCGAAGACGUCACCAAUGAAACCCAAAAUUAUAGUGAUCGACAAGAACAAAGCUAUGAAAAGUGAAGUGACGAUAGCCGUUGGAGAGAUCAACCGAUUGAAAACUGAACACCAGAAAGAAGUGAACGAGUUGAAAUCGAUUGUGAGGUCAUUACAAUUUGUCGCGAAUGAGACACAACAGAAGCUGCACGUCUUUGAAAAGGCAAAAGAGGAACUUGAACAACAGGAACUGAAAGCAAGAAAAGAGGAACAGAUGAAGCGCGCUGGGAUAGAUGGAGGAAGUCGUGUUGAGCACAUUCUUAUAAAUGGAGUGAACCCCCGAUUUAUUCCAUUAGAUGACAACAACAAACCGACUGGAUAUAUGAAGUAG
Molecule: messenger RNA, 5049 nt
Organism: Entamoeba invadens IP1
Lineage: Eukaryota; Evosea; Mastigamoebida; Endamoebidae
Exons: 1
Coding region: 1-5049 (1682 amino acids)
Source: RefSeq, a predicted model, not a curated record